CCAUGGCGCGCAGGGACCAGCGUGCCUGCUUAGUUCACAGUUCACCAUUCACUGUUUGUAGUCAUUCUCGACAGUAUUUUGGUUGUUUUGUUUACAUUUAAUACACGUGAAAGUAUCAAUUUCAGAAUAAAAAAUGGGUCAAUCGGACGAUAUUGAAGAUUCUACUUACAGUAAACAUCAGGAUUUGUGCCAAAAACUUAAUAUGGAUGCAACGGCUGCAUCGGAAGCUUGGAAAUCUUACUCAACUAUUCGUCAAAAUUACACACUCGAGGGCAAUCAAUUGCAUUGGAUUGGCUGCGCCUUGUACGUGGCCUGUCGUGAGUCCUCUACUCCCACUGUAGGAAAACCAGGCUCCAACGUCGAGGGUAAUUGUGUGUCGCUAACGCGUCUCCUCGGACUCUGCAAGUUGUCUCUCAUCCAGUUCUUCAAUAAAUGUAAAUCAUGGGCGGACAUGGCAAAUAUGCCUCAGAGUUUUCGCUCUAAAAUCGAUAAAAUUGAGCGAAAUUUCAAUGUUUCCAUGGUGAUUUUCAAAAAAUAUCAGCCAAUCUUUACUGACAUAUUCAAGAACCCAAGUGAGGAUAGUUCAAAACCCCCAAGACCAAGAAGACACAAGGCUGUACCAUGCACACCAUCCAGAGCCUUUGAAUUCUGCUGGACCCUAUUUAUCUGCGUGAAAGGAGAAUUCCCAGAUAUUUCGGAUGAUCUUGUUAAUUCCUACCAUUUGUUAUUAGUAUGCUGUGAUUUGGUCUAUAGCAAUGCAUUACUUGCUAAUAGAAAAGAUUUACUGAAUCCCAAUUUUCCAGGUUUACCAUCUAACUUCACCGAUGAUAAUUUCGUUCCUCCCAAAACGGCAAACUGCAUUGUACAUCUGUUAUGUGAACGUCAUGAAGCUAUUGGAGUCGAGGCCAAAGUUAUCAAAGAAUACACCUUGAGGAAUCACUUGAACAAGCUCUUCAAUGAGCGGAUUCUUCGUGGAGAACAGUCGAACUUUUCGGGGAUCUUGGAGGCUCUUAAUUUUGAUGGCAACAACAAGGCCAUCAAUAGGGCGUACGAACAACACGUACUCAAAGUUGGGGAUUUCGAUGAGAGAAUAUUCUUAGCCGAGUGGAGGAGAGUGAAACAUAUCGGAUUGUUGGGUAUGGAAAUUGUUGGCGAGGACAUUGCCACUCGGGCAAAAAUUCCGAGACGUUUGGCAAUCAGAGGGCCCAAUGCCAGUGAAAACAUUGGCUCUCCUGAUAAAGGAUUGAACGUGUCUGAUUUGCAUGAGCAAAUGAAGCGAGAACAAAACCACGUGAGAGAUCUGGAACCAUCAACUCCUUUGACUGGCCGACAAUACCUUAUGACAAAAGACAUGGCAAGUGUAACACCAGUGGCAACAGCAACCCAGAGUGUAAGUCGUCUUCAGGCACUUUUAGCGAGACGUCAACCAGCUCCAAGUGACGUUUUACUCGAUAUGUUGAAAAGCUGUACAACAGACGUUAGCAGUCUCGUUGAGAAUAAAGUCAAAGAAAUUGGUGAACGUUUCUGUGCUACAUACAGCCAGAAUUCUGAUGAUGAUACAUCGAAUCUUGAUUUUAGUAAGAAGAGACUGAUUCUCGCUCAGACCCUAUUCUAUAAGGUACUGGAGAGAAUUUUGACUGAUGAAAAGAGGAUUAAGCCUGAUUAUGACAUUACAAAUCUAUUGACCAAUGAGGUUUUCUUACAAUGUCUGUUCGCAUGCUGCUUGGAAAUUGUCAUUUGGUCGUAUAAGAAUAAAGAUCGAACAUUUCCGUGGAUUCUAAAUGCACUCAAUGUUGAGCCCUACAAUUUUUACAAAGUGAUAGAAGUCAUUGUUCGAGCUGAACAACUGGCUAGGGACGUCGUCAAACACUUGAAUGACAUUGAAGAGAAAAUCCUUGAAUCCCAGGCAUGGAAGUCCAACAGUCCUCUUUGGCAAGCUAUUGGAAAUACUCCUGGAGGUGUACCGAGUUGUGAAGAGGUCUCUCUACCUGGUACUUUAGAUUCCGUCGAUCCAAAUACACCAGGACAGCCGGUGCUUCGUAGACUUGCCUUGGACAGGGGUACCACUCAUCAUGAUGUACACCAAAGUCCAAUAUCAACAGCAUCAGAGAGAUUUCAGUCGCCUGUUACAUCAUCGGGUGUUGUUAAAAAACGCCUGUUCAAUGACAAUACAGGUCGAGUCAGUGGCCAGAGCCUUCUGAAAGAUAAAAUACCCCAUAAGGUUGUAAUUGACGGAAGCUCAAGAGUUUACUUGGCUGUUUCACAAGCUGAUCAGGCUAAUGUAUCUAGAGUACAAAAUUCACUGGCGUCCAAUAUACCUCGUGAUCCUUCCAAGCCCCGAAAGACUGGUUCCGUUGCCCUCUUCUUCCGUAAAUUUUACAAUCUCGGAGCAAUACGCAUGCAGAAUCUCUGUAACUCCUUGGCAGUGAAUGAUGUUGAUCUGAAGAAAAAAAUUUGGACGAUUUUUGAAUAUUCUGUCAAAGAACGCACUGAACUCAUGAAAGACAGACAUCUUGAUCAGAUUCUCAUGUGCGCUGUUUAUGUUGUUUGCAAAUUAGCUCAAAUUGAGAGAAAUACCUUCACCGAAAUUAUGCGAUGCUACAGAUUUCAACCACAAGCAGAGUCUCACAUUUACAGAUCGGUUUUAAUAUCCAAAGCCAACAGAAGUGAAAGAAAUAUCACUGAUAAUGAGUCCCAGAGUGUAAAUGGUGAUGUUGAUUCUACUAUUGAGAAUCAAAACACUAAUGCACCUCCAACACCCUCCAAUAUGGCUGGCACGUCUCAGACAUUUGGUGAUGAAAUACGGGGCGAUUUAAUUAAAUUUUAUAAUGCUGUUUAUGUACCCAAGGUCAAGGAAUUUGCUAUCCUAUCACGUGGUAACAAUUCUACACUUCCGUUGAGUCCAUUACCCAGAAGCAAGCCCUCGAUGAAUUCGCCAGUGAGGCAUGUCACUCCCAGUGUUGUCACACGAACUCUUGAUCCGAAAGCCGUCACUACACCAGUGGCUUCUGUAGCACCUCCACUCAGCUACUGCUUCAGUCGCAGCCCCGCUAAGGCUUUGGAGGCUAUCAACAGGAUGAUAAUUUCCGUUGAUUCAAGAAAACCUGUUGGAAAACGCCUGCUCUCAGAUGAUAUGGACGUGGAUCAACGGCCCACUGAGAACUGCUCCCCAACGAAGAAAAUUACGACGGAUCCAUAUCUAGCGAAAAAACUGGAGAAUAUUAUCGGCGAACGACGAACACAAAAUCAGUAAAAAUAGAAUUCAUAACCUCCGAGUUGACGAAUGUUAACCGAUAACACUUUAAUACUAUUCAACAAUCUUUUUUAAUUCACGUAGCGCAAGGUCUUUAGCAUUAUGAAAAAUCAACUUGAUUGGCUGAAAUUAUUGUUGUGCCGUUGCUGAAUUUAUUUAGUUGAAUUGAUGAAAGAAUGGGUGCUCUUCUUCGUGCGUCUUGUAAGCAGUUUUUUUUUCUACUAGAAUAGAUAAGAAUUAGGGUGAUAUAUGAAGUUAUGAAAUAUAUAAAGAGCAAAACAAAUAUUUUGCCUGUGACACUACUCUUGAUUGAUGAAUGUGAAUUAAUCACUGAAUAAGUUUAAGAAUUAUGAAUUACUUGAUUUACGACAUGUGGUGACACUGUACGUAUUCCAAAAUGCAAUUGUAUGCAUUUAACCAUGCAAUUUGAGACCCUGUAUUUUUUUUUCUUUUUUCCCAUUUUGGAUAGGUAUUUUCAAAAUCAUAUGUUAAAUAUUAUAUGUUGUUUUUGAUCUCAUAAUUGGCUUACCAUUUUCUCAUUAAAGGUGAAAUAUAUUUCGCAAUGAACCGGGAAAAUUAAUUCUCAUAAUUUUCCAUAAUUAUUUUAUUUUGUUCUUCACACAGUCCUCAAUUAAAACGCUGUAAAAUGUUUUAUCAGGAUAUAAUUAUAUUUGUUAUUAUUAGUUUGUACAUAGACAAAGGCUUCAUAAUAAAUCAUAUUAAAAAGAA
Messenger RNA from Diachasmimorpha longicaudata, 3982 nucleotides. Its product is annotated as retinoblastoma-like protein 1. Gene Ontology annotation, biological process: cell differentiation; regulation of transcription by RNA polymerase II; negative regulation of G1/S transition of mitotic cell cycle. The coding region runs from base 134 to 3253 and encodes 1039 amino acids. Lineage: Eukaryota; Metazoa; Arthropoda; Insecta; Hymenoptera; Braconidae. Gene Ontology annotation, molecular function: RNA polymerase II transcription regulatory region sequence-specific DNA binding. The transcript is spliced from 6 exons. The record is from RefSeq and is a predicted model, not a curated record. Gene Ontology annotation, cellular component: transcription regulator complex; nucleus; chromatin.